Molecule: messenger RNA, 909 nt
Organism: Macrosteles quadrilineatus (aster leafhopper)
Lineage: Eukaryota; Metazoa; Arthropoda; Insecta; Hemiptera; Cicadellidae
Exons: 1
Coding region: 1-909 (302 amino acids)
Molecular function (GO): nucleic acid binding
Source: RefSeq, a predicted model, not a curated record
AUGAAAACAAAGCCACCCGGCCCUUCUCGCACUGCACGUACUCCACAAAACGUGGAUAGAGUGAGAGAUGCGAUUCAGCGCAGUCCUGGCCGUUCCGCAAGGCGUCACGCAACGGAACUUGGGCUGAGUAAGAGCACAGUGAAACGGAUAUUACACAAGGAUUUAGGGUUUCAUCCAUAUAAAAUUAUGAUUGUACAGAAGUUAAACGAUGCUGAUUAUCAACAACGCGUUAUGUUUGCUGAAACAAUGUUAAACAUGUUUGAAGAGAAUGACGACAUAAAAAUUUUAAUGAGUGAUGAAGCCCACUUCCAUUUGGAUGGGACUGUUAAUAAACAGAACUGCCGUUAUUGGGCCUUGGAAAACCCUCGUGAGCUACAUCAGAGACCAUUGCACAGUCAAAAAGUCACCGUUUGGUGUGCUGUAGGGAAAUUUGGAAUUUUCGGACCAUUUUUCUUUGAAGAAAACGAAAGAACUGUGACUAUAACUUCUGAACGAUAUGUCAAUAUGAUGACAAACUUUUUCAUUCCGGAACUUGAAAGACAAGGAAUCGACCCCGAUCAUGUAUGGUUUCAGCAGGACGGGGCUACUGCGCAUACGGCCCGAGCCUCUAUGGCAGCAGUUCGAGCAUUGUUCCCAGGGCGACUAAUCUCACGGUUCGGUGAUGUUGCGUGGCCACCACGUUCACCGGACUUAUCAAUGUGCGACUUUUUUCUUUGGGGUCACCUGAAGGCAAAUGUUUACAAAGAAAAGCCACGAACUCAAGAAGAAUUGAAGAAUGCAAUUCGGUACCAAAUUGAACUAAUCAAUGAACAGUUAUUGAUAAAAGUGGAAACCAGUUUUCGAGAAAGACUCAAUAUGUGUGUCAAUUCAAAUGGCCGUCAUUUGGGUGAUGUAAUUUUUAAAAAAUGA